UCAAUGGAACAUUAGUUUUUGUUUGUUUGUUUUUCUCAAGUUUUGUUUGAUUUGAUUUUUUUUUCUUCUAUUUAUUGGUUAUAAUUUCAAUUGUUAUUUUCUGUGAUUUCUAAAUAUAAAUAAUCUACGGGCGAUUAUCACAAUUCCAUUGGGUUAACUCUUCUUCCUUAUUGUCUUUGAAGUUCUCUUCUGGGUUCCCUUUUCGAUGUUAUUCUUGUCUUCCAUCCUCUCAACUUUUUCUCCACCACCACCACCAUCAUCAUCACCACCACCACCAUUACCAUCAUCAUAAUCAUCAUCAUCAUCAACAUAACCACUUCCACCACCACCAUAAUCUUUCUUUCUGUCUCCUCCUUGGUUUUAAAGGAAGAGAGAUAAGGGGAAUAAGACCUUUUAACUGCCCAACAAACUACAGAAUCUUUUGGUUAUCUCUUUUGCUUUUUUCUUUUGCCUUUUCGAUAUUUUCGCCUAUCCUAUUUACCCUCUUCAUCUUCCUUUUCUUCCUCUCCCAAGACCAUCUCUCUUUUUUGCUUUUUUUCACCCUCAGUGUGUCUUCCUCUCUCUCUCUCUCUCUUCCCUUCUCUCCCUCUCUAUCUUCCUACCUCAUCGGUUGUAUCUUUCUCACACACACAACACACUCGGUGGAUAUUUUUGCUUUUUUUUCCUGAACAAUACCUUUUAUCAUCUGUUUUGAUAAGUCAAUCUCUCUACCUUCAUUCGCUUAUUUUUACCCUCAUCUUCAUACACUUUGAUCUGAUUGGGUUCUCUCCAUUCUCCCUCACUCUCUGUGUAAUCUUCAUUUUAUUUUUUGAUUGUUUGGAUUCAUCGUUGAUUAUUUUCUGGAACUUUUUUGCUGUACUUUCAUUUCUCUUCUCUACCCUCUCUCUCUCUCUCUCACCAUUCCAACUGAUUACUCAACCAUCAUCAUCCUGUUCACAAAAAGUUACUACAUCUUGUGCUUCAUUUACCUCUUUUUCAUCUCUACUGGUGAAUAUCUUUUUCUUUUUACAAAGUGACGAUCCUUGUCUCUUCAUCUUCUCUUCUAACUGAGUCCCUUACACAACACAAACACACACACACAGUUUCUGUUUUUUGGGUGUUUUUGCUUGGAUUGGUUUAUGUGCUUGGAAACAGGUACCUUGUUGUUAAAACCUGUUUUUCACUCUCAUGGAAAAUUUUGGUCUCUCUCCGGACAAAGUGGAAAAGCUUUACCACCAAGCUCUUCGUCUUAAUCAUCUCACAUCUCAAGUUCAUCUCAUGCCAACCGAAAAGAAGAGUAAUGGUGAAUCUUCUAAGGUUAAAGCUCGACCUUCAACGGGUAAAAUAAGUAACAAUAAUAAUAAUAAUAAUUGUAAAGCAACACCUAACUCAGCAGGAACCAUGAGAACAGACCAAUACUCUUCAUUGUUGGACCAAUCGUUGCGAGAAUGGGAAGUUUUCAAAUAUGGUGAUGAUUAUGGUUUCAAAGAUCUACCCACUGAUCCAACCACUAGUAGUCCAAAAGACCAAUACCCUGGCCAAUACUCUGGUGAACACAAUAAUGAUACCAACAAUAGAAUCUCAUCAAAUUUGAUAAGUGAUAACUUUAACAAUUUAGUUGAUGAUGAUGCUUUCAGUGGAGAUUUUAUCAGUGUUCUUAAUAAUGUUGAAGUAAUCGGUGAAAAGUUUGUCAAAGAAAUUCAAGCCAUGAAGAAACUUUUCAAUUCAAAUGAUACAUUUAAAAAUCAAUUUGAAAAAGUUUUCUGUACAUUGAGAAGAGAAAAGAUUAGAUUGGAAAUUGAUCUUCUUCAAGCAAGAAGAUGCAUUGAAAGUCUUAAAAAUCAAUUAGUUAUCGUUCAAGAAGAAGCCGAUCAAUGUAGAAGAGAAUUAGAUGAAGAGAGACAUUGUUCAAAUUUACGAAUCCAAAAGAUGAUGAGACGAUUUAAUGAUACCAAAAACGCUCUGGAUAAAACACAGAAACAAUUGGCCAUUCGACGGAUUAAUUCAUCUAAAGAAAGCUCAAAAUCAACGAUGAUCACACCACCAACUAUAACACCCAUCAUAACAAUUAAAGCAUCAAUCAACAAAAGUAACAAUAAUAAUAAUAACAGUCAACAUGAUUCAUCCCCAGAAGGAAAAUCUUAUGGUGAAAAUGGUGAAGCAAUGGAAGAACCAGCAGGAUCACCUGAAUCUUGUAAUGAACAAGCACAAGAUGAUUUAUUACCUUCAUCUCGUAAUGGUAAAUCUCCAACCAGUAAUUCAUCAGUUGAUUUAAACUCAAAUCUAAAUGGUGAAUGUGAUUUAAGUGAAGAGCUUGAUUUAAGCACCAAUCAUGCUGAUCAUCCAAUGAAUGGAAGCGCUGCUUGUAACAGUGAUUCAUUUGAAGUAACCCUUGAAGAGAUGGGCUUAGAUUGUUUACCAAAUGAGACCAAUGAUCCUUGUAUAUGUGCUGCUAUUGUUAUGAACAAAGGACGAAUUAUUUUGCACAAUUUAAAAAGAUCAGAAUAUUUGGCAACAAUUUACGAGUAUCGUAAAUAUCGCCCCGAGUUUACUGAUGGAGACAACGAUUCACCAAUGGAUCCAAAUGAGGAAGAUUAUGAUUUUGUUAAUAUGCUUCCAGGUUCUUGGUUCAAUUCAAACAUUGACGGCUGGUUCAUUGGUAGCGAAACACCCGAAGAGAAAAAUCGAAAUCAUCCAAGAUUAUCUGAUUAUAUCCUUCUCGAAGGUCUAAUACCUGUUGAGAAGGCGCUUUACAUUCAACAUGUUGUUAUGAAGGAAGAUGUUAAACACGCAACUCAAGUGGCCUCCGUUCUGAUCCGUCGAGUUUUACCAGAUAUUUAUGUUAAAAAUUCUCUUCUCAGUGGCAAUACCCUCAAAGAUGAAUAUCCACCCGCUAAAUGUUUCAUCGAAUCAUUGGCCAAUGGUUUACCUCUUGGUGUUGGUUAUCGUAGAUUUUUAGCCAUUCAAGCUCACGCUUUUCGAGUGAUUGGUAAAUAUGGUCCAUUAAGCUAUAUCGAAAUACAAUCUGUCCGUACAACAAUCAGCAAGUGUCUUAAAGAGCGUCGUCGAGAUGAUCGACGAUCUGGUUUAAAGCGAAAACGUUCAUCCACCUCAGUGCUUCCUUUAUAAAAUACAAAUUCAAUUGUAAAUAAUGACCACAAUUCCCAUUUACCGAUCUAAAUUUUGGACCUGGUAAACUAAUCGCACAUCUAAAAUUCUGUACAUCGCCUUAUUCAUUCCAAUUUUAUUCACCAUCGUGAUCUUAUCUCUCUUCAAAUUUUCAUACAUUUAUCAUAAUCUUGGCGAUUAAUUUGAUCUCAUUCAUGAAAAUUGUUCCUACCGCCAACUGUUUCCCUGGUGAAUUGUAACUUUAUUUUCCCGUUAAUCGUUAAUAUCAAGCCAUCAUUUUUAUCACCACCGUCAUUAUCAUCACCACCACCGCCACCAUUAACAAUAACAAAUUACCACCAGCAUAUUCAUCUUAAUCAUAUCAUGAUUACAACAAUCAAAAUGUUGAAACAAAAAUCAGCCGCUUGUCCAAGCACAAAACUCCCUCACCACUGUGCUUUACAGAGUUAAUUUAGAUAUAAUUUGAUUAUUGAUUAACCUUAUUUUGUACAUUUCAACCCACCAAUAUCGCCUUAAUCUCUUACCAGGAUGGGUGAAAAAAACUCACAAACAAUUCAAAUUAGUGCAACAAUUAAAAGUUGAUUGUUCGCAUCCUCAAACUAUUCAUCAAAAUGCUUUAAUUAAAAAGUGUUUCAUCUGUGCAUCAUUUUUAAACUUUAAUUCCAUCCCAGAGAAUGUGUAUGAAUCUUUCAGUCGUAUUUGUAUCCUCAUCAUUCCCACUCGAAAUCUAUGUAAUCAUAUUGACAAUUCCAUCAUCAUCAUCAUCCAUAAAAUCAAAGAGGAAAUUUUUCCAUGAUUUAAGUUUAAGGGAAACAAUUGAAACUUAAUUUGAUCGGAUUUCAGUGUUGAAUACUGACAAUAAGAUGAAAUAUAAUCUAAUCAAGAUUAAUCUCUAUUUUUUAAUUUAUCGUAAAGACAAUUAUUGUAAGAUUUUGACUCGAACCAUGAAAUAUUCCGAUUCUUUGAUCACCCCAAAUUCUGGUGACCAAAGGAUUUGAAUCUAAAUAAAUAUAAAUUAACUGA
Molecule: messenger RNA, 4131 nt
Organism: Panonychus citri (citrus red mite)
Lineage: Eukaryota; Metazoa; Arthropoda; Arachnida; Trombidiformes; Tetranychidae
Exons: 2
Coding region: 1168-3108 (646 amino acids)
Source: RefSeq, a predicted model, not a curated record